UUAGUAAAACGUCGACUUUAUCAAAUAAUUUCGAUCAAAUCGUUUUAGAUUGAAGGAGAAUUAAAGCGGAUAGACGCGUAUUUUCAUUUUUAUCGUUAAGGAAAGUGUGUUUACAACAACUUUAAUUAAAUUUGAAUUACGUCUAUACGUAAAUACAAACGUCGAAAAAACAAGAAUGAGUGAAAACACAAAGGAAGAAAACGGUGAUAAACAUGAAGAAUUUAAAGAAACUGAUCCACUUAAAGACGAUGUAGAAGAUUCAACACGAGAAAAGCAACGAAGUUUUAGCGAAAACAUUGUGCAUGCAUUCAAAAACAUAACAGUCGAGCCAUCCAUGUUCCUCUUCAUAAUACCAAUGAUCUUUUCAAUAUUAACAUCGCAAAAUCUAAACCUAGAAAAGGCAUGCAGAGUUAAUUUAAAUUUCACAGAUGAAAUAUGUGACUCGCUCAAACUACAGACAGUUGGUGUACAAAACGAAUAUGAAAAAGAAGUACAAAAACUGGUCGCAAGAGCAAUGUCUUGGAGGACAUCAAUCACUGCAACAAUUCCGUGUGUUUUAGCGCUAUUUGUGGGUUCGUGGUCAGAUAAAACUGGGUAUCGGAAAAUAUUUUUAAUUAUACCCAUCUUGGGCCAAUUGUUCGUGUGUGCUAAUGGCAUAUUUCAUACAUUUUACUUUAAAGAAAUUGGUUUAGAAGCUUUGGUAUUCAGUGAAGCUAUACUUGAUGGAUUGUUAGGUUCUUGGUGUGUAUCUCUGUUAACUAUGUUUUCAUUUAUCAGUGCUAUUACAAAUGAAAAGAAUAGGACAUUUCGUAUGGGACUCAUAAAUUUUAGCUUAACCGUCGGCUUUCCCAUUGGCAUGGGUCUCAGUGGGUUGUUGUUAAAAAAGCUCGGGUAUUACGGAUGCUACGUUUUAGCUUUUGGACUACAUUUUGUUAACCUGUUAUACAAUACAUUUAUAUUGAAGGAUCCAGAAAGGACUGUUGAACAGAAAAAGAAUGAUAAUCAAGGCGUGCGCCAUUUAGUUCGCAUUUUCUUUGAUUUGGGUAACUUGAGAGACACAAUAAAAGUUGUGUUUAAAAAUGGACCAAACCAUAGACGUUUCCGUGUUUGCGCAUUAUUAGUCGUCGUAGCUAUAUUAUUUGGACCCAUGCAUGGUGAACUUUCAAUAAUGUACAUAUCAACAAGGUACAGAUUCAAUUGGACUGAGGUAAUGUUCAGCAUAUUCCAAGCAUACAACUUUGUCGCCCACACAAUAGGAACGAUAUUCUCCAUCGUUGUAUUCAGUAAAUAUUUGCAGUGGCACGAUUCUAUAUUAGGAAUUAUUUCAACUCUCAGUAAAAUUGCUUCAUCAUUUGUCUAUUGUUUCGCUACGAACGAAAAAAUAUUCUUUAUUGGUCCUUUAGUAGACAUUCUGAACGGGACAGCUUUAUUAGCAUUACGAUCAACUGUGUCCAAAACAGUAUCAGCCGAUGAAUUUGGCAAAGUAAACUCAAUAUUUGCGUUAACGGAAAACCUCAUGCCUUUAAUCUACGUGCCCUUGUAUACUAAAGUGUACACAGUGACUAUGGAGGUUCUACCAGGCGCUGUCUUUCUUAUGGGGUCAGCAAUGACCCUGCCCGCGGUUUGUGUGUUCAUAUGGUUGUUAUGGGAGCAUAGGAGAAAUUUAAGGAUAUCCAAGAAGAAACCAGUGAGCACUGUGGACGUUAAGUAAAAUAUAUUUACACUUUUACCCACCGAAUACUCCUAUACCGAUACUUAAGAAAUCACAAUAAUUCAUCUGAGUUACACAGCCCUAUUGUUAUGUACAUAGACCUCGCAUCAGGAGAAUAUUCUCGAUAUGGUCGUCAUGAAGAUUUGGACGAAAAAUGAAAAUUCACCCGAUGGUUACCGUCGUAGAGUAAAGAGGGUAUUACUUAACAUACCUUUGCCCGUUUACUACCUGUUCUAAUUUAUGCAAAUCCCGAUAUAGCCUGUAUAUAGCAGAGUGAUGACGUCAUAUUGGGAUUUCAAGUUUUUCCUCUAUUAUAGAAAUAAAUAUCGAUUAUUGCGAGUUUUCAUUCAAUUCAAUAAUCUUUUACGUAAUAAUUAGGUUUUUAAGUUUGACAAAUCCCUCUUGCUGUCGUGUUGUUUAAAUAUGAUAUUAUUGUAUAUUUUAAGUUUAUGAAUAAAUUAUUUGUUAUUUUUA
Pieris rapae (cabbage white) is the source of this 2185-nucleotide messenger RNA. RefSeq names its product solute carrier family 46 member 3. Gene Ontology annotation, biological process: transmembrane transport. Bases 176 to 1711 code for a protein of 511 amino acids. Lineage: Eukaryota; Metazoa; Arthropoda; Insecta; Lepidoptera; Pieridae. The record is from RefSeq and is a predicted model, not a curated record. The transcript is spliced from 7 exons. Gene Ontology annotation, molecular function: transmembrane transporter activity. Gene Ontology annotation, cellular component: membrane.